Molecule: messenger RNA, 1029 nt
Organism: Bactrocera latifrons
Lineage: Eukaryota; Metazoa; Arthropoda; Insecta; Diptera; Tephritidae
Gene: CARPB
Product: carbonic anhydrase-related protein 10
Exons: 8
Coding region: 15-998 (327 amino acids)
Molecular function (GO): carbonate dehydratase activity; zinc ion binding
Source: RefSeq, a predicted model, not a curated record
CAUACGAAUGAAAAAUGAAGCUGACGGAGUUGCUGUCCUACUUUUGCCUCUUGCUAUGCGCCAGGACACAAGUGAUAUUGGCAGUUAGUUGGGAAGAAUGGUGGACCUAUGAUGGCAUAUCCGGUCCUGCCUUUUGGGGUCUUAUCAACCCAGAGUGGUCGCUAUGUAAUAAAGGGCGUCGACAAUCACCGGUAAACCUAGAACCACAGCGCUUAUUAUUCGAUCCCAACCUGAGACCGCUACAUAUCGAUAAACAUAGAAUAAGUGGUCUAAUCAGCAACACUGGUCAUAGUGUCAUUUUCACGGCUGGCAACGAUACAGUUGCGAACUAUGAUGGCAUGCAAACGCCAGUUAACAUAUCCGGCGGCCCAUUAUCAUAUAGAUAUCGAUUUCAUGAAAUUCACAUACAUUAUGGACUGCAUGAUCAAUUUGGCUCGGAGCAUAGCGUGGAUGGUUAUACAUUCCCAGCGGAGAUCCAAAUAUUUGGCUACAAUUCACAGCUUUAUGCAAAUUUCUCGGACGCUUUGAACCGAGCGCAAGGCAUUGUUGGGGUCUCGAUUUUACUGCAGCUCGGUGAUCUGUCUAAUCCGGAAUUGCGUAUGCUCACAGAUCAACUGGAACGCAUACGUUUUGGUGGCGAUGAGGCGUUCGUCAAGCGUCUGUCCAUACGCGGACUGCUAUCGGAAACGGAUCAAUAUAUGACCUAUGAUGGCUCGACAACAGCACCCGCCUGUCAUGAGACUGUGACGUGGGUUGUCCUAAACAAACCCAUUUACAUAACCAAACAACAGUUGCACGCCCUACGACGCUUGAUGCAAGGUAGCCCCGAUCACCCCAAAGCACCGCUAGGUAAUAAUUAUAGACCACCACAGCCGCUACUGCACCGGCCUAUUCGAACCAACAUCGAUUUCAAAACAUCUAAAGUGAAUGGCAAAGCUGCAUGUCCCACCAUGUAUCGCGAAGUGUAUUACAAAGCUACAAGUUGGAGACAGCAUUGAGGCGUAUCUCGGCAAUAAAUAGCAGCAUUAG